AUGACUGAAGUGGCGCAGGUUACGACUGUAGACUUGGAUGAUGUCACGAACGAAAGUGAUCACAACAUAAGUGACGCAGAAGACAAAGGGAAUGAUAUGACGCACGAGGAAGACAAUGAAGAAGUUUGUGAGGAUGAGGCAGCAGAAGUUGAGAGUGAAAAGAUGUCACAGGUGGAAAAUGAAAAGCCUUGCCGCACAAAGGAUAAAGUGGAUGAGGAGACUGACGAGACACAGAUGAAUGGAGUGAAGCACAAUGAAGAGAACAAGGAAAAUGAAAGAUCAAAUGUUAAUGGUGUAGCAAAGGAUGAGAAGAAGGAGGAGGACGCAGAACCUGUUGCAAAUGAAGACCAGAAUAUUUCUGAUGUGACACUUAAGAAGGAGGUGAGUGAUAUUAUUGUAAUUUUUAUAUGGAUUUUACUUCUCACUCACACACUUGACAAGUCUGGCAGGAAAAUUCACAUCUCAUCUUCACAAUCAUAUUUAAACCACAGAGACUCCUGCGGUCCAGAAAGCCGGUGGCCAGGAGCUACAUGCCCAAACUGAACAAAGAAAAGGGGGACGUGACUGGAAAGUUUGAGGCCAUGCAGAAGGCCAGAGAGGAGCGCAGUAGGCAGAGGAACAGUGACGAGCAGCAGAAGAGGAAGGAACAGUACAUCAAGGAGAGGGAGUGGAGUCGCAGGAAGCAGCAGGUCAAAGACUGAUAACAACACUAACCCUGACUGUGACCUGCAUGGCAUGAUGAAGCAUGACCAGUGACAAGGUUUGAGUGAGAAUUCACUACACUCUUUACACCACACUGAAUUUGAAAGAAUUAAUCAGUUAAUUAUGAGAUUGUUUUUGUGAUAUUUAACACAGAAUUCAAUUGACAUGGCCGUAUUAAAAAACAGCUUAUUUACAAAAUAUUAUGCGUCAAAGCAUUAGAAGAAUAAACUCCUCAAAUCCUACAAUUAGCUUGCUAAGCAUUCCAGAUGCAUGGUGUUUAGCGGCUUUAUUAUUUGACUCACUUUGUUAUUUUUCUAAAUCUCAUUUGCUGAUACAUUUAAUGGAAUUACUCGUUAAGUUUUGUAAAUCAGAGUCGAUUAAAUCAAAUUCCCAUUGAGCAGCGAUGAAAAACCCCAACUGUACAUUUUAAAGUCUGAUAGUAUUUGUUGGGAACAUUGCUGAACAUGUGAAACAACUAAUAAGUCUUUUGAAGUUCUAUUUAGUUAGUGAAUGAUGUAUGUCAAGGUUAAAUCGUUGAAUACUUUAAGGUUCUAGCUCAGCAUAUUUGAUGGUUAUUAGCUUUUUUCUGACUUCUGACCAGCGAAACAUGACGUUUGUAUACAUAACUCCCUUUUCUCAUAAAAAUGCACCUUUUCGAAUAACAUACAGUGCCUGAUCAGUCUCUGGGAAAACAUCAGUGCAGUCAAAAAAUUUAAAUAAUAUGUAAGUCAUAAAUCAGUAUACAGUCAGUUACACUUCAGUCAGUUAUUUAAUUAUUUAAGUCUUUAAGAAUUUUAUGGAUGAAUCGAUUUAUAAAGAAUUUGUUAAGAAAGGUAUUAGUGGAUUGGUUAAAAGCAGUUGCAGCUCUAGUUGACAUUUUUACACAUAAUGUUUUUAUUUUUCAUUGCAUGUGGUAAGUUAUGAAAAAAAUUCUGUCCUUAAUUUUAAUUUUAGAAUGUAAGAAAAACAUUUGAAAAAACAUGUCAUUGCAGUUGACAUUCAGUGUAAGGCAACUGCUUCCGUGUCUAGAAAGCAACAUGGGAGGGAAUGAAAGAUGAGAGAAAGAGAUUAAGAUUUCACGGUUAAGACAGUUUGUGUAAGAGGAGGUUGAUUGUGGUAAAAUAAACACAGAUGAUAGGGUGUUUCGUGAGUGGAUUAUCAUUGAUACUCAGAUGGAACAACCUCCUUGUGUACAGCCCUGCCAUAGCCGGCCAGGCUCUGACACCUGCGCUCAUCUCCUGGCUGUGCAACAAUACCAGUGCCCAAUCAGUAGCCAGCCUGAGGGUCACAUGACCUGGCUAUUAGCAGGGAUUAGGCCCAUGUUCUUGCUGGGACCAGCAUGGUGCCUGAGUGGCAAAAGAGAUGAUCCCAGCUAAACCGUAACCUCACCACGACUCUCCAUUUGAUCCGACACAGAUAAAAGAACUGCUUGCUUCUAGUGAUGAGGAGGAAGAGGUGAAGCCAGCAAAGGUGGAGAAAUCCUACGUCCCCAAAAUCACAGGUGAGACACACACUCACACACACAGAUACGAAGGAAGAAAGGAACAUGUUUGGUUAGCGCUCUGGGAGGAUGAAGAGGGUAAAGGCUCUUGUUGUUAUCUUUGAAAUCCUCAGGUAGUGUGAAGGGGAAGUUUGCAGAGAUGGAAAAACAAAGACAAGAGGAACAGAGAAAGAGGAUGGAAGGAGAGAGGAAGAAGAGGGAAACUCAGGACUGCAUUGAAAAAGCCAAAAUAAAGAAAGAGUUGGCUCAGAAAGCAGCUGAGGUAAGUUAACCUGCAGUGGACUCCUUGCACAAUGUCUCAUCGGGAAGUGGGACAGCUUGUCUCGGUGCUUCAGUGCUGCCCUUCUGAUAAGAGUGUCACACUUGUGUCUGUAGUGAUUCAGGUAAUCCUCAACUGCCACUUAGACAAGCUAUUUUAAGUGGCAUUCAAAGUCCAGGCAAUUGGCAGAGGCUAGAUAUAGGUCUGGAUAUAGGAGCAUUGUUUACAAUUGUAAAAUGGGUCACAUGCUGUAUAUUUUAUCUGAACUCGUAAGACUUGUGGCAAUUUGUAAUGUUAUGAAAUGCAAUUCUGCAGAGCAGUUCGAAUACGGAGACACAGGAAAGUACAAAAGCAACAUUACAAAAGGACUUGUGAGGCCUUUAACAUAGUCAGAGAGAGCAGUUCUAAGUAAUAAUUAUGUAAAUACUUUUUAGCCAAAAGGACAUUUACUAGCAACUACCUGCUACUUUUUAUUAAUACUGCUUUUGUACUGUAAAAUCAGACUAACUGAUAUUGACGAUAAAGACCAACACUUUAAAAAGGCAGCAAACUAUUAUUUUUUUUCAAGUAAAUUCAGAAGACAUACAAUAAAUGAUCAUGGACUGAUAAAUUUUAAGGGCCAGUUACACUGUAGGUAGAUCUAUAUCUGAAAUCAGUAUCCUUGUGUCGUUAUUUUCUUACUUGAAGGGGGCUAGAGAAAUAAAACUGUGCCCCUGUUUACCCCCUUAAAUGAAUCGGCAAUCUCGGCGACACACUACAUCCUUAGCAGUGGUUGGCUACUUGUCUUGUCAAAAACCAACUGUGUGCCAUUAGGCUGGAAGGAGAUUUCUUUGGAUUUUAAUGUAGUAAAAAAAUUCUCAGUUCUUUAAAAUGUAGAAAGAAAUUUCAAAGCUGUUUUGAAUGAUAGGUAGAGGAAUUAGUCCACCAAAAAUUGCAAGCAACCCCCCCCCCCAUAAUAAUCGAUUUUCUUCACACUGCAUGAGCUUGCAAUUUUUGUAAGAACUUAGUAAAAUCUCAAUUUUGAGUCUUUAGAGGACCAAGCUUUGAAGAUUAACACGUUUCCUUUCUGUUGUGUUACUUAUUCAGAGUCAAAGGUUUUUAUUCUGGAUGUAAGCAUCUCUGUGAUACUUUAAAGGGAUAUUUCAGUAUUUUUGACAAGAGGUCGUAUGAGUUACAUGUCACUGGCAAGUUUACUAUAUUUUUCAGCACAAAGCUUUGCCAUCAGAAAGCUCUUUUGGUUUUGCAGACCCCACAUGCUCCUCCACAUGCAAAAGGAUCAGCUGUGAUGUAUGAUACGCUGUGGAUUUUGACAUUUUUGCAUCUCAGUUUUGCACAAUGUUCAGUCCUAAAUACCCAAGAUUACAUAGAGACUUUCUUAAAGAGAUUGUCAAGAGUAUUCAUAUGCAUUUCUACCUAAGAUGUGUUAGACGUUGCAGGUCACACCUCAUUUCUCCCUUCUUUAAUGUUAGCAUGAAAAUGUGAAACUUAAGAGUUUAAAUGGAGUACUGUCUAAUGUCUACGUUGUUCCUGCUCUUGUUCUAGAAACAACUGGAACAGUUCACGUCCAGUGCCGCCAGGUGUAGACAGCAUAUGACUGGCAACUGUUUCCCACACCUCACAGGGACUAAAUUAGCUCCAGACCCCCUUACACUGACCGAAUUAGACUCUGCUAUCUCAGACUGACACCCAUACUCUGACCUACAGCAAAUGGUGAUAUUAGGCCAGUGGAGUCACCCUCUACCCUCAUACAUGCUCUUAUUCCCAGGGUUUUUGUCUGUGUAUGAGUACUGAGAUUGACCUGAAUUUUAAUUUUACAGUAACAGCUAACAGAAAAUGAGAAAUGUGUAAUUUAUUUGUUUUGAUACUUUCAUUGUAGAGAUUUCCUAAAUUGUUAACUCCAAAGUUAAUAGGGGAAUUUUGUCAUACAUAGAACAGCUAACAACUCUAAAUUGUGUUAAAAAGGUCAUGUUUGACUGCUGUCUAAAGUUACAUUUAACUCCAGAGUUUCCAAAAAUACCUACAGUCUGGUAGGCAUUCUUGCAGGUUCUGCACUUAAGUGACUCCAAGCUCUGAAUUGGGCUGAACGUGUAUCACUUUACCAUCGCAAUCAACAUGAACACAAUAACAGUGCAGUAUGAACAAUGUCAGUCAUACACUUGAAACAAGUCAUGGUGCCUCCAGUUUGUAGUUUUUCCAGGAUCAGUCUACAAUAAAUGUAUACCUGACUUGACUCUAAUAUAGCUCCUCACUUUUAACACAUGGAGAACUGACCGAUGUGCAUACAGAGGCUGUAUCUGAAUCUGUGUGUCACAUGACUGUAAAAUGUGAACAUGUAAUGCUGCUGUCAACACAGAUACCCCUACAAAUACUUAAUCAAGUGUGAUGGAUUAUGAGACAACGUCUUCUUCCUCAUCCAGUUCAUUGAGGGCACAAAUACAGACUACUACAGAGUAUUUUCUUUUAGUGUCUUAACCUGCAUGGUACUGUUGUGAUAACCACAUGCAGUGGAAAAAAAGAAUUUAAAAAAAAUAUUGUUAAUAUCACAGGGUUGGUAAUGUAAUUUAAAUUUUCCAGUAUUGUGCAUCCCUAACUCUGAAGGACACUUCAGCUGUUGUCGGGUAAAUUAAUACGCCAGUUCAAACUUUCCUGUCUUGCCUGGUUUGCCUCUGACAUAUUUUUUAAUCAAAAUUUUGUUGUGCUCCAUCUGUGAGACGUGACAUCCACCACUUUCUGUAUGACCUACCCAAAACCAAUUGUUUUCAGUGUGGCAAUAUAAUCAAUAAGUACCAGUGAACACAUGAGGGAAAAGUAAUGUGCAUGUUUUGAAGAUGUAAGAAGUAGAAAUUAAAAGCAUUUCUUAGAUAUUUUAGGGUUAAAUUUAAUAUUUAAGGGUAUUAAGUUUUCAUAUCUGGUAACAUAACAUGACAUAACCAAGUUCUACCCAACAGUACCACUGUGUAUUACUGCAUUAGGCCACUGUCAACCUUUUGCAAAGGAUUUCAGUUUUCCUUAAACACACUGAAUAAACUGAGUUCCUACUCUGUUCUGUUGUAUCAACCAAGAGUCAUUUUCAUCAAACAUCUCUUAGGAAGGAGAUGACACCAUCCUGGUACGGGUGGUUCCUGCAAAGUCAUCGCGAUCCCCUGGUAGAAUCAAGAUGAACUUUGAAGACAUGGAGAAGAAUAGAGUGGAAGAAAUCAAGAAGAAAGAAGAGGAAGAGAAGAAGAGACGGUAUGAUGAGAACAGACGCUCCUUCAGGGACGCCAAGAGUCGCUCAGUCAUUGAACAGGUGGGAAAAGAUAAAUGUUAUGUUAACAGUCAGCUCAAACACCUGUUGAGCUUUCUUCAUCUUCCUCAAAGCUACCUUGAAUAGUAAUUACCGCAUUCUGCUACUCAUUUUAAUGUAGGAUGAAGAGGAAAAGCCAUCAGAGAGGGUGCAGACGACUCCCGGGAAACUAAAGAUGACAUUUGAGGAGCUGGAAAAGGAAAGGCAGGAGCUGAGGAAGAAGCAGGCUGAGGAGGGAGCCAAGCGCCGUCUGCUGGAGGAGAAGAAAGCUUUUGAGGAAGCCAGGCUAGGAAUGGUAAAUGCAACAUAACUGGGCCUAAGACCUAAGACAAGAUUGAUUAUUUCAACAAAAUACUGUGUAGCAGCAGUAAAGUCUGAAAGAUUUUAAGCUACAGCUGAUAAACUCUUGAAUAUUGAUAACCAUUAUUGGUCCUUUUUUUGUGGUCUUAGGAAGAAGAUGAGGAGGAUGCAAAGACAGCUCAAGAAGACAGGGAGGAAAUCCGACCUGGGAGACUGAGGCUGAGCUUUGAAGAGCUGGAAAGACAAAGAGUAGAAGAAGAACGCAAGAAAGCAGAGGAGGAGGCCAAGAGACGAAUGGAAGAGGAGAGGAGAGCUUUUGCUGAAGCCAGGAAGAGCAUGGUCGGUAUUCUUCCUUUAGGUUACUCAAAAUUAUAAAUAAAUUAAUGUAACAAGGUCCAUGAACACAGUCUUUCUAACCUCUCAUUUUAACAAGUUAGACUUUUAAAAUGAAAUUAAACAAAAAACUGUUUAAAAAUGACACUUGACCAUUUUGUAGGUUGUACAAAAGCCUUUUCUUCAGCACUUACUUAAGCAGCUUCCUUGAAUCAAAGAAUAAUUCUCAUAGUCCCUUGUAAGAUAUCAAAUUGUUCUGACAAUAAAUGAUCUAACUAUGUGAACUUUGGACAUGGACACUGUUGAGCACUUUCAUCUUCUACUGGGCCCACAGGAGCCUUGUUUUGACAUUUUGGCGAACUGUUCUGUGUUGCUUCUCAGCUUGUAGAUGAAGAUGAUGAAGUGCUGUUGGCCUUACUCAACCUAGAAGGCAGUAAACCUGGGAAGAUAUGUGCCAGUUUUGAGGACCUGGAACGCCAGAGAAGAGAGGAGGAGCAGAAGAAAGCUGAGGAGGAGGCAAAGAGGAGACUGGAGGAAGAGAAGAGGCUCUUUGCUGAGGCCCGCAAGAGCAUGGUAAGUUACAAUAGUUCUGUGACCAAAAGUUAUUCCCUGCAUGUAUUUUACACACCAUCAGCAUAUGAGGAGAUGAUUGUCAUCGUAGCUAAAGGCUUUGAUUUGCUUUGCUUCUUUGGACCUGCUUACUGUUGGCUUUUGAAAGAACAGAGAAAAUGGUAUUAUGACCAGAUGUCAAAAUAAAAACUGCACAGCAUGUAGUUCAUACAUAUAAUAUUUUUAGGAUGAAUUUUUAAUGCAUAAAUUGAAAGAUUCAUGCAUGCAUGUCAAUUUAAAAAGUCUAACUGACUAACACACAUUUGGACUCUUCACACUUAUCCCAUCAUAAACCCUGAAUUCUAAUAGGUUGAGAGUCAAACAUACUGUGCAUGUUUCUGAAUAUCUCUGAUGGGCUCUUUUGGUACAAAAAAAUUGCUAUUCCCUUGUCUAAAUGAUUUCUUUAAGAGCCCUGGCGUGGAUCAGGAAAAAUCUGCAUAUGGAGAUGAAACAGUAAGAUAUUUUUACUUUUAAAAGUAUAUUUAUCACUGAAAAGUUAGCAUUAAAAUGAAUCACAACACUUUUCAGUUAAAUAUGCGAACGUGAAUAAAUUCACCACACACACAAGGACGAAAAUGAGACAAUCAGACAAUAUUGUGACUGGUGUAUAUUAUUAUUAUUUCCUUGCAUGUUGUCUUUUUGCACAAUGAACAACAAUGAGAAUGGCUUUUGCUUAGUUUUUCUGAUUGAAUAACAUUGUUCCAUAAUGGGUAAGUAGAGAGACCUGAAUUCCUUUGCUCUAUUAUAAAGAAUUUGAUUAAAAAAAAAACACUGUCUUGGAUCGCAGUACAGUUAACAGGACUGCAUUUUUGUUUAAUUAUGUGCACAGGCAAUGGAUGAGGAUGAAGGAAUGGUAAAGAGUUCAUCUCAGGAGGCACUGCACCCAAGAAAACUGGAGAUCAACUUUGAAGAGUUACUGAAAGAGAAGGAAGAGGCUGAGAGAAGGCGCAAGGCAGAGGAACGCAAAAAGAAGAUGGAGCAGGAGAAGCAGGAAUUUGAACAACUCAGACAAGAAAUGGGCGAGGUAAGACUACAACACGAUACAUUUUUCUAGCCCAUGUCCAUCUCUUUCUUUUUCCUGCAAAUAAAGUGCCUGUGUCCCCUAAUAUUUAUGGGCAUACAUACUAACAAUGGUACUCACCUGACUUCGUUUUCACAGGAUGUAGUAAAUGAGAGCUCGGAUGUUGUUAAUAGAGAGUACGAAGAACUGACCAAGCUAAAGAGGACAGGCUCCAUCCAGGCCAAGAACCUCAAGUCCAAGUUUGAGAAGAUUAAGCAGCUGACUGAUGAAGAAAUUCAGAAAAAGAUUGAGAUGGAGAGAGCACGACGGAAGGCUAUUGAUGAUGAAAUUAAAGAGAGAGAAGCUGAAAGAUUCCAGGAGGUAAGAUAAGACAUCAAUAAUUCAACAAAAAAACAUAAGAAACUUUGAAGAGUCCCUUCUGACCUCGACAUACUAUUAAUGAGGAAUGUCUUAAUGUCACUGUGUUUUUCAGGAGGAUGAGGAAGGAGAAAUGACAUCAGUGAAAGCUGAGGAGACACCCUUCAAACAGAAGGUGGAUAUGAAGGCUCGAUUUGAACAGAUGGCCAAAGCCAGAGAGGAGGAGGAGAGGAGGAGAAUAGAGGAGCAGAAGCUGCAGAGGAUGCAGUUUGAACAGCAGGAGAUUGAUGCUGCCCUCCAAAAGGUUAUUUUUCAUUUUUUUGAACAUAUAAACCAGAUUUUUUCAGGUUUGUAUUACUUUGACAUGUUGCAAUAUGUUUUUCAAAUAUAUAUCCUUUGUCUGCAGAAGAAGGAGGAUGAUGUGGAGGAAGAGGGCAGCAUCAUCAAUGGCUCUGCAGCCUAUGAAGAUGAAGAGGAUCACGCUAGGUCAGGGGCCCCAUGGUUCAAGAAGCCACUAAAAAACCAAUCAGUUGUGGACUCAGAGCCAGUGCGGUUCACAGUGAAGAUCACUGGGGAGCCAAAGCCAGAGGUCACUUGGUGGUUUGAGGGAGAGAUGCUCCAGGACUGUGAGGACUAUCAGUAUAUAGAGAGAGGAGAGACAUACUGCCUCUACCUGCCAGAGACCUUCCCAGAGGAUGAGGGGGAGUAUAUGUGCAAGGCUGUCAACAGCAGAGGCACAGCAGCGAGUACCUGCAUCCUCACAAUAGAGAGUAAGACCACGUUGGUGUGAUUGCAUGCCUGCAUGGAUUUCAACUAGUCUCUUUGAGGUGGAUCGCAUGCUCCUCUUCCUGGUGAAGAUGUAGCUGUGGGUAACUGUUCUUCUGUCUCUCUCUUGCAGCUUAUGACUACUGA
This is a messenger RNA of Xyrichtys novacula (pearly razorfish), 9280 nucleotides long. The record is from the annotation of a GenBank genome assembly. Lineage: Eukaryota; Metazoa; Chordata; Actinopteri; Labriformes; Labridae.